AUAACGGACCAAUCACAAUUGAAAUUUCGACAGUUAAAUCGGUGCAACUUCGAAAAUCAAUGUCAUUCGGUGUCUUGUCGCUAACCGUUAUUUUGUGUUUUAUCAUUACUUGUGCGCGAAUUUAGGCUAAAGCUAAAGGAAAACCAUCCGGAGGAUCUCAACAAAUUAAUCGGCUCCCGGCGACGAACGGCGCUGUAUCGAAACAUUCCUGUUAGUAAGCGGAUGUGUCGUUUUUUAUCCGACAUUUUGAUUCAGUUGAUGUCACAAAAAGGGGUAGAAUUUUUCUAAAAAAGUAAACCCUUGCGAGAAAAUCGUUUGUACGCCACAACAAAUUGAGGUUCCACUCUGCAAAGUUCAAUGCAUGUUUUAAAUCGACAUUCGUAAGAUUAUUGUAAAGAAAAAUGGACGAAGAAGAAUAUAAAAAACUCCCUGUAGAGGACCGUUGCGUUCAUAAAUUAUGGAAAGCACGUGUAAGCGGAUACGAGGAUGUAACUCGUCUUUUCCGUCAAAUAGAUGACGAAAAGUCACCCGAAUUCGGAAAAUAUCUAGGAUUAGUAAAAAAAUUUGUGGUGGAUAGCAAUGCGAUGGGUCAAGAAAAAGGUUUAGAAGCGACAUUAGCUUUUGUUGAGAAUUACGCCCAUGCUGGAAAAACAGUUGGAGAAGUAAUGUCGGGGAUCAUCACCAAAUGUAUGGCCGCCCCAAAAUCAAAAACUAGAGAUUUAGCAUUGCAAGUAACAUUAAUGUAUGUAGAAAUUGAAAAGCAAGAUGUUGUUCAAGAGGAAUUAUUAAAAGGGAUGGAUUUGAAAAACCCCAAAAUUGUUGCCGCCUGCGUAACAGCUUGCACCACCGCAUUAAAAGAGUUUGGAUCGAAAGUAUUUCCAGUAAAACCUUUGGCAAAGAAAAUUUCAACUCUUUUCGCAGAUCGUGAUAAAACAGUUCGAGAUGAAGCCCGUUUGUUAGUUAUUGAGAUGUACAAAUGGGUUGGACCAGCAAUAAAACCCCAAUUAACCAAUCUUCAACCAGUUCAAGUAACAGAAUUAGAAGCUGAAUUUGCAAAAAUUGAAGGACAAAAACCUGUUCCAAGUCGAUAUUUACGAUCACAACAAGAAAAAGCAGCUGCUCAAAUGGUUGAAGAAGCCGUCAUUGGGGAUUGUAAUGACGAAGAUAACGAGGAGGAAGUUAACACAAAUAUGGAUCCUUAUGAUUUAGCUGAUCCCCAAGAAAUUUUAUCAAAACUACCAAAAGAUUUCUACGAAAAAUUAGAGGCCAAAAAAUGGCAGGAAAGAAAAGAAGCCCUGGAGGCUUUAGAAAGACUUGUUCAAACCCCAAAAUUAGAAACUGGUGAUUAUGGAGAUUUAGUUCGUGCUUUAAAAAAGAUCAUUCAAAAAGAUAGUAACGUUGUUGUUGUAGCUUUAGCAGCUAAAUGUCUUACUGGGUUAGCAAAUGGUCUUAAAAAACGUUUUCAAACGUACUCAGGUGUUUGUAUACCUGCUUUAUUAGAAAAAUUCAAGGAGAAAAAGCAAAAUGUUGUUGUUGCUAUAAGAGACGCUGUCGAUGCAGUUUUCUUAUCAACUUCAAUAGAAGCAAUUUUAGAAGACGUUAUCGAAGCAUUAAACAAUAAAAAUCCCUCUGUAAAAUCAGAAACGGCUCUUUUUCUAUCAAGAUCAUUCGCAAAAACCCUCCCAGUUACGUUAAAUAAAAAACUUUUAAAAGCUUUAACCGGCGGCCUAAUCACCUUAGUUAAUCAGCCAGAUCCUACCGUUCGAGAUAGUGCUUGUGAAGCCUUAGGAACAUUAUUGAAAUUAGUAGGUGAAAAAGCUGUGGGUCCAUUCCUUGUUGAACUCGAAAAAGAUAAUUUAAAAAUGACAAAAAUCCGGGAAUGUUGUGAAAAGGCGGUGAUAUUGGUGAAAGUUCCAGUGGCGAAAAAAGAUAGGCAACCAACGAAUAAGGCUCCUGCUAAACCUCAAAGUACGGCUGUUAAGCGUCCAAAUACGGCUUCAUCGGCUAGUAGUAAUGCUAGUACAAAGAAAAAACCUGAAAUCUCAUCUGGAACAGCAACUAUUGUAAAAUCGAAAGGGAAUAAAACAACUAAGGCUGCUCCAGCGAAGAAACCACCGGUUGAAAGGGAAUUAAGCGACGAGGAGGUUGAUGGAAUAGUUAAUGACAUUCUACCUUCCGAAAUUAUUGUGGGAUUGACAGAUUCGAAUUGGAAAACUAGAUUAUCCGCUGCCGAACAAAUGUUAACGAAACUACAAGGGAUGGAUGCUAAUAUUGUUCCUACACAAGCUAUGGUUAAAUUAAUUGCGAAAAAACCUGGGUUAAAAGAUAUUAAUUUUCAAGUUUUAAAAGUCAGAUUGGAUGUUGUAAAAUAUUUGGCUGGAAAUUGUUCGUUUUCAAUUACAACAGCUUACGCAUGUUUAAAUGAUACAAUUGAAAAACUCGCCGACGCUAAAAAUGGUGCAGCAGCCGGGGAAGUUUUAACAGCAAUUUCGGAAGCAACAAGUCUAGGUUACGUUUCCGCCCAAGUUAUGGAAUUUGCUGUAACUCAAAAAAGUCCAAAAGUACUUCAAGAAGCCCUAAAUUGGUUAUCAAGUGCAAUUAAAGAAUUUGGAUUUGGAAAUCUUAACGCAAAAGUCCUCAUAGAAACUGGAAGAAAAGGUUUGGGUUCAUCAAACCCGGCUGUUCGCGCAAGCGCGAUAACAUUCAUGGGCGUUCUCUAUUUAUAUAUGGGAUCGGUCAUUUAUACAUUUUUCGAGAAUGAAAAGGCCGCAUUAAGAGAUCAAUUACACGUAGAAUUUGAAAAAUACGCCAACGAGAAACCUCCAUCCCCAAUAAGAGGCAUAACACGUAGUGAGAGUUCAGUGAGUGUUAAUAAGGAAGUCGAAGAUGAAGAUUCCAAUUCGGGAACAACAAACGUAGCCGAUUUAUUACCUCGAGUUGAUAUUAGCCCACUAAUUACCGAAACUUUAAUUAACGAACUGUCGGAUAAAAAUUGGAAAAUUCGUAAUGAAGCUUUAACAAAAAUCAAUUCGAUUAUAAAAGAAGCGAAAUUAAUCAAACCGAAUAUAGGGGAUUUACCUCAAGCUUUAGAACCGAGACUUUUGGAUACAAAUAGUAAAAUAGCUCAAGCGACAAUUAAUCUUUGUGAAACGAUUGCUCUUUCUAUGGGACCUGCUUGCAAAAAUUUAAUUCGAGUGCUAUUUCCGGGAUUAUUACAUGGUUUGGGUGAUUCUAAAUCGUACGUGAGAGAAGCAGCUUUAACUACAAUCAACGCUUUCGGAGAUCAAUGCGGUUACAAAGAAUUUUUCGAAUCGGAAAUGAUUGCAGACGCUCUUAAAACGGGUUCGCCGCUUUUAAAAAGUGAAUUAUGGGCUUGGAUUGCGGAAAAAUUACCCAACAUUCCGGUUAAACAAAUUCCUAAACCCGAGCUCAUCUGCUGCAUCCCUCACUUAUAUGCCAACUUGGAAGAUCGCAAUGCCGAUGUAAGAAAAAAUGCCCAAGAAGCUGUUUUAGGCGUGAUGAUUCAUCUUGGUUACGAAUCGAUGGUAAAACAGUGCGAGAAAAUAAAGCCCGCUUCUAAGACUGUUGUUAUGGGAGUGUUGGAAAAAGUUAAACCUAAUUUACCGGCGCGGGCUGAACCUGCAAAAAAAAUUGUUCCACCUAAAGAAGAUAAAGAAGUUAAAGUAAAAGGUGGAGCUGCAACGAAUAAAACCGGAGCGAAACCAAAGAGUGGUGCUAUGAACAAACAACCCUCAGUUUCGUCAAGGAAAAAGGAUGACGACGUAGACACAUCUCCAUUGCUCGUUGUAAACAACAUGAAGCACCAGAGAACGUUGGACGAAUCAAAACUAAAGGUGCUGAAGUGGAAUUUUACAACGCCACGAGAAGAAUUUUUUGAAUUACUCAAAGAUCAGAUGACCCAAGCGAAUGUUAAUAGAACGUUAAUCACGAAUAUGUUUCAUGCAGAUUUUCGUUUUCAUAUAAAAGCAAUAGAAGCGCUACAAGAAGACUUAAAAGAAAACAGCGCAGCUUUAAUUUCAAAUUUAGAUCUUGUUUUAAAAUGGUUAACAUUGCGAUUUUUUGAUACAAACCCUUCGGUGCUUUUAAAAAGUCUUGAGUAUCUCAACAACGUUUUUAAAAUGCUAUUCGAACACAAAUACCGCAUGUUAGAAAACGAAGCGUUAUCCUUCAUCCCUUACUUAGUUUUAAAAACGGGCGAUCCAAAAGAUUCGGUUCGGAGCGGAGUUCGAUUACUUUUAGAUCAAAUUUGUUACGUGUACCCGGUUAGUAAUUUAUUUUCGUGCGUUAUGGACGGAAUGAAAUCAAAAAACGCUCGGCAACGCGCUGAAUGUUUGGAAAUAAUGGGUUCGAUCAUAAACGGGUUUGGUAUCACAGUUUGUUUCCCAUCUACAGCCGCUUGUUUAAAAGAAGUUGCUAAACAAAUUUCCGAUCGUGAUAACGCCGUAAGAAGUGCCGCGUUAAAUUGUUUGGUUGAAGCGCAUUGCUUGAUAGGCGAAAAAGUUUAUAAAAUGGUCGGACAAAUUUCUGAGAAGGAUAUGUCGUUGCUUGAGGAAAGAAUAAAAAGAGCGGCAAAAAAACCGAAUCGCGAACGACCCAAAUCGAAAUUGGAACCCUUACAAUUGGGUAAAGUCGGUCCUAGUAAAGAAUUAAAUCAAAGCGAUAAAGAUAGUAGUACUGAAAUUGUUGCUGAAAAUGGAGAUUCCGAAAAAAUGGUUGAUGACGAAGAUGUGGAUGAUGUUGAAGAUGAUCUACCACAAGUUACAUUACCUUCACAAGUUCCUUUACGCGAAGGGCUCCCACCGCAAAUUGAUGGCCCUUUUAAACUCGAUCCAGAACUAAUGAGAAUGUUAGAUAGUUUCAAACCAACUCCUGUAAUCCCAGUAUUACAACAAAUCGACUGUGAAUUUCUAAAAGAAGAAAUUGUAAUUCCCCCAACUUUAGAAGAAUACAAAAAGCAAAGAGCGGCAGCUCCGAACGCUAUACCCGCGGUACUCCGCAACCACCCUCUAUUCAAAGAUUACAAAGCGCCUGUACAACAAAAUAUACCUAGAGAUUCAAAAAUUGAGAAAAUCAUCAAUGACAUUGAUCAUCACGAUAUUGUAGUCGCCGUUAGAGCCAUCCAAGACAUACAAGACAUUUUGAAUAAUGACAGAGGAAAUACUUUGCUACCUUAUGAAGAUCAGCUGAUGGAAGCUAUUGCAAAACAUUUGGGUAUUUUGAGUUGCAUUAAUCCUGAUGUUGAUAUUAUUCCAGAAGCUUAUAAAGUUGUUUUAUCAUUUAUAGACUCAUUUUACAAUCACAAACCAUUAGGAAAAAAUAUAAGUGCUGCUGUAUUAAGAGAUGUUCUCCAUCAGUUUAUUUUGUUACUAGCAGAACCAAGAUUUUCAAAAAUACCAACAGCUGAUAAUUAUAUUCGUGUGGUUAAUGUAAAUUGUGUUAAAGUUAUUGAAAUGUCGAAUAAAACAAAUGUUCUUUGUGCUCUUGUAUCUUUAUUACAACAAGGAGUAGCAACGGAACAGCAUAGAAUGGUUGAAUUGAUAAUGAAAUGUCUUUGGCGCGUGUUAAAGAUAAUGAGUGCUUGGGUUGAUGAAAUAGAUUAUGAUAAAGUACUUUUAGAAGUUCACGCUUUUAUGAAACAAUUUCCCAACAGUUGGUGGAAAUCGAGAGAAUCUGAUACUCCAAUGAGAACAAUAAAAACUCUUUUACACACAAUGACGAAAAUGAAAGGAGAUGUUUUAUUAUUAAGUGUUUAUGGAAUACCAAACAGAAACGAUUCCGAACUCGAAGCUUACGUUGUGAGAUAUUUAAAAAGUUUAAAAAUAGAAGAUUCGAUGAAAGUACCAUUAAAAUCGGAAGGUCGUCAGCCGCUAUCGAGAUCAACACACACUCUUUUAACCGAUAUUUUUCAAAAAAUUGGCAAUAAAGCAGAAACAAAACAAGGAUUGAACAUGUUGUACGAUUUCUUGCAACAACAUCCAGAAGCUAAUAUCGAGCCAUUUUUGAAAAAAUCUAGCUCUUUUUUCCAAGAGUAUAUCCAAAAAAAUUUAAAAGAAAUCGAAAUUGAACGAAAAGCCAUCCAAGAUGGCCAAAAUAGAGGUAAUCAAAAUGACGCUGGUUCACCCGAGUCAGAAAACACGAAUGAGGUCGUACAAUACUGGAAGCAUCGAUUAGAAAUGUGGAAAGAUUUAUGGCAACAAAUCUCUAAGAGUUAAGAGAAUUUACUUACUAAAUGGGGUUUUUCUGUUUAGCAAUAGCAUGUAAGUGAGAGUUGUUUUUACCUAUUGUUAGUGUUUUUUUUUGUAAUAAAGGAAGUAUCGAGAGAAUGUAAACGUUUUUGAUGAAUCGACUUUUUAAUAUUGCGAAUUGAUUAAUUUAGAUAAGACAUAUGUAAUGUGAUAUCCGAAAAGUAUAGAUAACAACUCAUGAAAAAUAAUAGUGUGAAAGUAGAUUCGGUUAUCAUUAACAAUUAAAUAAUAAUACAAAAAAAGUUUUAAUUAUUUCUUGCUUUAGUUAGUUAUCUUUUCACACUUAUUUAAUUUCACUGUAUUAUUAAGAUUUACGUGAAAUAUUUACAACUGUUCUCAUUUAUUCUUAAUUCUUAUUUAUUCUCUCAUUAUUCGCUCGUUUUUUUACAAUUGUUAAGAGAAUAUAUUUUGUACCGUUAUUGUAGACUUUUCCUUAACAAAAAAUAAAUUAAUUAACUGCA
Molecule: messenger RNA, 6727 nt
Organism: Onthophagus taurus
Lineage: Eukaryota; Metazoa; Arthropoda; Insecta; Coleoptera; Scarabaeidae
Gene: msps
Product: msps cytoskeleton-associated protein 5
Biological process (GO): spindle organization; establishment or maintenance of microtubule cytoskeleton polarity; microtubule polymerization
Molecular function (GO): microtubule plus-end binding; microtubule plus end polymerase activity
Source: RefSeq, a predicted model, not a curated record